This is a messenger RNA of Lathyrus oleraceus (garden pea), 1019 nucleotides long. Its product is annotated as vascular-related unknown protein 1. The record is from RefSeq and is a predicted model, not a curated record. Bases 294 to 857 code for a protein of 187 amino acids. The transcript is spliced from 3 exons. Gene Ontology annotation, biological process: xylem development. NCBI's taxonomy places the organism in Eukaryota, Viridiplantae, Streptophyta, Magnoliopsida, Fabales, Fabaceae.
CUCUUGCACGUUUUCUCCCUCCUUCACUUUCUCUCUCUAGCAUUGGUUUGUUUUCGGUUGGAAUUUCAACUGUCUACUUUAUUAACUUCCUUACUUAACACCAUCUAUGUCCCACCAAAAGAUUCUACACCAUGUUUUCCUUUUUUUUUUUUCUUUUUCCAUUCUUCACUCACAACUUUCGGUUAUAAAUCCCCCAACAAAACCUCUUCUCAACCUCUUGCCAAACCCAACCACUGUAUAUAUUAUUGUUUUUCUCUACCUAUAAGCUUUACUUUUCUUUUUAAUCAGACAAAAUGGAUCAUUCUCUGAAAUCAUCAAGAGGCAAAGUACCACCAACCACCACCACCACAACCACCGAUAAUAAUCCAAAUUCUCAAGAAGAAAGUGGAUGGACAACUUACUUUGAUGAUUUCUCAAACGGCAUAGAACCGAGUUAUUAUUCAGGCGGUGGCUCUUCUUUGGUUUCAGAUGCUGCUUCUUCUGCUGCAUGGAAAUUUUCUCAUCAUCAUAAUCAUCUUGUUUCAUCAAAGUUACCAAAGAAGCUUUGCUUCAAGAAAACAAGAUCCAAAAUUAUUUCAGAUGAUGACCCUUUAGAAGACACUGCUAGCUCUCCUGUCAAUAGUCCUAAGGUGAGAGACAUGAGUCCAAAUGAAAUUGCUUCCAGGAAGAUUGAUGAUCAACUACAAGCAGGUUCUAUGGGUAAAGGGUUAACAUCAUCAGAGAAUCAUUCAGAGUUGCUGCAGAUGGAUGAUAAGCUUGAAUUUGAAUUCAAUGAGAAGAAUAUUGAUUGCAUAGAAUUGAAGAAAAGAGGGCUUUGCUUGGUUCCUUUGUCUUUGUUGGUGAAUUAUUUGGGGUGAUCAUGACUAAUAUUUUUGUCUAUAUCCUCUUUCUUGUUCUCCUUUUCUUUCUUUGUGUUCUUCUGUGUGGAUCAUUUUGUGGAAUUGUAAAGUAUCAUCAAUAUCAUCAGUCACUGUACACAUAAUUUAUAUAUAGUGAAAAUGUUCAUACAUUUGUGUUUA